CUUCUUCAAUGGAAUUCCUUGCACUUUUCGUAAUUCUUUUUCUGAUAUGACGGGUUCGUUGCUAAUUCGUUAUGUUGCUAAUUGUUCAAGAAUGGAUGUCUGGUGAUGGCAGGAAAUAUUUUGAACCUGCAGAAUGGAUGAAGGAAUGCAAGCCAUGACCACUUAUAAGGAUUUACCAGAAAAUAAUCAUUUCUCAGGCCAAAGAUUUUGCAAAGAAAAUAAAAGAAGUAGUAUGUUCGGAUUAAAGAAAAAUUCAUCAUCUAUUCAUAGAAGAGCCAAUUUAGAACAAUCUAUUCAAAUAACUGGAUUUCGAAUUUUUCUGGGAACAAAACACUUAGAAUCUUCAAACAAUAUUAUUUGUGCUGAUUAUUCUAGGGACUCUUCAAAAGAUUUUCAUAGUUUCAAUAUGAAAAUAUCCGAACCACUGAUAUCUCGGGUUUUAUUGCACACCAGUUCUUUUGGCGAAUGUUGUCAAGGAGAAUUCACAAAGCAAAAAGAAUCAGAAAAUGACUUACAGACUGAAUUAAAAUCUAAUGUUGAAAUGUACCAUGAUCCAUUCAAUGAAUCUAAUUAUACAAUAAAGUUGGAAACUCUUUCUUAUAAACCACAAACAAAUUUCUGGCGGCAGCCAAAAAAAUACCAGUCGAAUAAUUUGGAUUUCAAUCGGAAUAAGGGAAAUGGCAUCCGAAGUUUGGACGAGAAAUCAGAUACCUCAUCCUCUUUCACUACUUCUUCAGAAUCUCUGAAUUUAGGUAACAUAUCAGAUAUGUCAUCUCUGGUUUUAUCGAAUAUGAAAACAAGUCGCUUAUCUCGAAUUGCAAGUAUUAUCAAAAACAUUUGGAACAAUGUCACAACCAACAAACGCGCAGGACUGAACUCUCAGCUGAACCAUGGAACUUUUAAUAAGAAUAAAGCGCUGAGCUUACCGCAAAGGUCAUUUAAUGAUUUGAAUAAAACAUUCAUGCAAAACCGAAGCGAUAUUCACCAAGACUUUAACUGUAUUUCGUCGAAUAAAAGCAAUUCAAACGGUGCAAUCGUACAGCCUUUUUCACAUAAUGUAACAAAUGGAAAUAAAGUUUCUUACGUCCAAGUACCUCAGAGUUUGAAGAACCAAACAUCUACAUUCGUUCAAAAUGCUUUAGCAGAAUGUACAUCUGGCGUGCAUGACACAUCUGUUGUAUCCGUUGAACCAUUCAAUAUACCGAUAGCUAAUGAAAAUUUGACUGUAGAAGUGAAUUCAGUGCCAAAUUUUCCUCGCCCAGUCAAUCCACUUGAUAUUUCAAUGAUUGAAAAUAUAACUACUACGAAAGCUUCUCGUGAAAUGUGUAUUCAAAUUAAAGAAAAUGGAGAAACUGAAUCAAUAAGCCAUGGAAAGUUCAGCAAAGUUUCUUGUAUUAAAAGUCAAAUGGGCUCGCAAGACUCCAGUAUAAGAGUACCGCGCAGUUCAAAAAGCGUCGUCUUCUGCUCAUCAUCCCAUAGCACGAUAGAAAACGCCAGUGAGACUUUGAUUAAGCUGUGUGAUGAUUGCUAUAAAAAAACAAAGACAGCAGUGAAGGAAAUGCAGCAGAAUUAUGGGCAGAAACCUUCUUUUAUGAAUGGCAGAAGUGAUGAUCGUAGUGAAGAACAUCUUACUCACAUUCCAGCAAAUAGGUCACUGGAGUUCAAGAAUUUAACUGAAUUGCCUAUAGAUAAUCUUCCUACGAAGCGAAAAUUCAAUAUCGAAGAUCUUGCUAUAAUAUCUGAAGCAGUAAAUAAUCAUUUGCUAGAUUUGAAACCUGCUGAUGGAGACUUUUUGAAAGAUGCCUUGGAAUUUUUGAGGAAAAGAUGGAUUCGUGUAGUUGCUAACAAAAACUCCAAACUCGAAGAAGUUAGCAAUUACUUAAAAUAUUUUCAAGAAUUCUCUGAUAAACUCCUCGAGGCGGUGAUACUUUCUACAGACAGAGAAGGAAAUAACGCUCUCCAUUUUGCAUGUGGCAAUGAUCGAUUUGAUAUAGCAGAAGAAUUUUUGAAGUAUGAGAGUGGAUGUAGAUUGCUAAAGCAAAAAAACAAGUUAGGUCAUUCGCCUUUGAUGGUUUGUUCAGUUUCGCAGCCGAAAAGUGACCAGGAAUGGAGCACAGUUAAGAAAAUUUUAGGUUUGGGAGAUGUUAAUGAAGCAUCGAGUUUGAGCAAGCAAACGCCUCUUAUGAAUGCUGCAUCCCGAGGUAGCGUUCCAAUGGUUCGGCUGUUGCUGUUAGCUGGAGCUGAUCCAAAUCUACAAGACAGCGAUGGAUCAACAGCCCUCAUGUACGCUGCUGUUCAAGGCCACGAAACCUGCGUUAGUCUUUUGUUGGAACAUCCAAAAUGUAAUCCUAGCAUAAAAGAUUAUGAUCAGCAAACAGCAUGUUCGGUGGCAUUGGCAGCAGGACGCAAAGAAACGGCGCUUCUAAUUUAUUUGCAUUCUAAAAAAAGAAGCAAGGAGGGUAAAAUAGGUUGA
Messenger RNA from Argiope bruennichi, 2473 nucleotides. RefSeq lists its product as uncharacterized. The transcript is spliced from 13 exons. Gene Ontology annotation, molecular function: protein binding. Gene Ontology annotation, cellular component: cytoplasm; cytoskeleton. Gene Ontology annotation, biological process: negative regulation of actin filament polymerization. The record is from RefSeq and is a predicted model, not a curated record. NCBI's taxonomy places the organism in Eukaryota, Metazoa, Arthropoda, Arachnida, Araneae, Araneidae. Bases 134 to 2473 code for a protein of 779 amino acids.